Molecule: messenger RNA, 4787 nt
Organism: Owenia fusiformis
Lineage: Eukaryota; Metazoa; Annelida; Polychaeta; Sabellida; Oweniidae
Source: the annotation of a GenBank genome assembly
CAAUGGCGGAUGGUCCUAGUCGACCGACUCGGAAUGCCAAGAAGUGCGCAGAUUUAGCACGGAUCCUGGUCAAAGAGGAGAUAAGAGCUCGGUCAAAACAGAUCAAUGUGAUCCUAAAGAAAGAGGAAGAGGCAAGGACAGCAGAAGACAACCUUGUCUUGGAGCAAUCUCCUGAUGUUGUGCAGUCAAUUCAGAAACGACAGAACCAAAGGACUGUUGUCAAACAGCGCUCUUUAGAGAUUGAGGACAAUGAAGAAAGUUUGAGGGAGAAAUGUGAAAAGCUCGCUGAUGCAAUCCGGACAGCCAAACAUGCAAUUAUCUACACAGGAGCAGGCAUCAGCACAGCUGCCUCCAUACCUGACUACCGCGGCCCUAAUGGAGUGUGGACCCUCCUUAAGGAAGGAAAGACUCCAAUGUGCCAAGAUUUGAGCGAGGCUGAACCCACCUUAACCCACAUGUGCAUCGUGCAGCUUCACAAGAAAAAACUGGUAAAGUAUGUUGUCUCUCAGAACUGUGAUGGUCUUCAUGUGAGAAGUGGCCUUCCUAGAGAGAGUCUAUCUGAAGUCCACGGGAACAUGUAUUUGGAGCAAUGUGCUAAGUGUGACAACCGGGACUACUUUCGACUAUUUGAUGUUACGGAGAAAACUGGAAUGCGCAAACAUAACACAGACAGGAAAUGCCACAAAUGCAGGAAAAAUCUCAGGGACACAAUUAUUCACUUUGGUGAAAAGGGAGGACUUCAUACUGGGCCAUACAAUUGGGAAGCAGCUUCAAAACAUGCUGAAGACGCUGAUCUUAUAUUGUGCCUUGGCUCUAGUUUAAAGGUGCUACGAAGAUACCCCUGCUUGUGGGGUAUGCAUAAAACCCAGCAAAAGAGACCUAAACUUAUCGUUAUCAAUCUCCAAUGGACACCAAAAGAUGACAUUGCACAUCUAAAGAUUAAUGGUAAAUGUGAUGAGGUCAUGCAACUGGUGAUGGAAUACCUUCACCUGAGAACACCAAAAUAUUCCAAGCACAAAGAUGCCCUAUACAAACUGGCUGUUCCAUUACGGCAACGUGAGAAGAACACAACCUCAAAGAAAAUACUCGUUAAACCUGAAACUGAACCAGAAAGUGAUGAUGAACCAGAUAGUGGAAGUGAAUAUGACAGGGGUGUAUCUUACGAUUCCAACAGCCAAAUUGGUGUGCUUGAUAAUAGCAACAUCGCAGAAGGAAAUACUCUUCAUUCAUUGGAUAACACAAGAGGGAAAGGUCCGCUAGUUAUGGGUGCUAAACCACGCAGAAAAAAAUGCAAAUUGACAGAAAAUGGUGCUUCACCUGAAGGAACAGACAGUGUUACAAAUACCUCCGCAUUAAUAGAUCAUAACUACAUUGGGAGUAAACAAGCUAAAAUUGACUUGGCGGAUAUAGUCCGAAAUCCAGAUCACAUCAUUGACAUCAAGUUUAAUCCACACAAAGUUUCAGGAUCAGAUUUAAACAUUGAGGAAAAACCAAGUCCCUCGUCGCAGAUCCAGAUGAAUCAGAUCUACUAUGAGUACAUGCACUCAACCUUGAGUAGACAGGAACCGCAUGCGAGUAAACCUGAUAAGCCCCAAUCUUUUGCUAGCAAUCUUGCCCCUCCGGUAUCGGAACCAUUUAUAUAUAAUCAGUAUGUGGCGCCACCUAAUGUCACAGCUCCCUCUGGUGCUGAUUUUAUGCACGUGUCAUCAAAUUUCCCACCGAAUGUGAGCAUAACCCCUAAUAUGAAUGCGAAGAUCACACCAGAUAUGGACAUCACGCCAAAUGUGACCCUCACACCAAAUAUGAACAAUAUGACCAUUCCCAUUAGUAGACAUGAAACGCGAAAUGUGAGCUUGAGUUUACCAAAAUCAGCGACUGUCACUUCAAACCAAUUGGAACAGUUAGUACCAAAACAUGAAGUUCAAUCCACAGGGACCAAAAAAGAAACAAUGGUGGAUAUAACCCGGGUACCCAACUCAGUGUUUUCCAAAUUAGGUGGGAAGACUAAACGAACGCGUCCAUCCACAAUUCGGGAGUUACUUCAACAAAAGGCCUCAUUGAGCUCGGAAAAUGAAACAGUUUCCUCAAAUUCGACUCAAGAAGUGACACCAAUCUUAGAGACGCAAUCAUCAGUUUAUAAAUCAGAGAUUUCUUCACUUGAUUCGCAUGGUGGUUCAUCCAGUGAUAGCUUCCAAACGAUCAAAUCGUUGUUGCUGACACAUAAAGAUGGCACUCUAAGCAGACCUGAUGAUCGACAGGAUUUAGAAUCACAGACUGGAACUCCUGUUUGUAAAACAGAUGAAAAUAUAGCUAGAUUCCUACAGGCCCAACAGUCAUACAUAGCUGAGAGAAUUCAUGCUCAGUCAACAUCAAGCAUUGAUGUCUCUUCACGACCAAGCUCUGCAGCAUCUAGUUCAAUUGGAGGAUUACCUAGUGACCUGGCAAAUGUGAAUCCAAGUACACUCACCGAUCCACCCAUCAAAGAUCACCUGGGGCCACAGUAUAGAAUCUUGAGUCCACAAACUAAUGGCGAGUUCAAAUCACCGUUUAAUAUACACCAGAUACCUCAGGGGGUGCAUUUUGGACCCCUCGUUCAAACAACCCCAUCUGGUGUAACAUCCCCACCAAUGAACUCCCCAUAUAUGGUGUCCCCAGUGGAAACACCUUCACCUAUUUCUGUCACAGGUCUACCAUCACCUUCCCCGAAUGUAGAGAAAAACUUUCCAUUCCAAAUGUUUUUCCCAAAUACCUUUAACACACAGAAAACUUUUCAUAGUACCGUGAGUUCCCCACAUGCCCAAAGUGGCCUAGCUAGCAUGGUCAUGUCCCAGAACACCCCUCUUCCUCAACACAAACUUGCCCAAUCAGGCAAAAUGGAUCAAUCCAAAGUUGAAGCAGACGACAGUAAAGGGGUGUUGGGAUCAAAUAAUACAGCUAACAUUGUAAAUCUUGUUCAGAUGUAUACACAGAAUAUGGCCCGUCAGCUGGGGCUUCUAUCCCCACCCUUGGCUGGAAUCUCCACUGUCUCUAUCCCAGGGGGAAACCCUAAUCCCCACUCUCAGAAGCAGGUUCAACCCCAAGUACCCCCUAGCCCUGGUCUAAGCUCCCCUAGCUCAAUUAGCCCACUAGGGAUUCCCUCCCCCUCUAAAACUAUGAGCCCCCUACCUCUUCACCCUAAUAUGGUAUUUAACAACAUGUUCAUGUCCUCUUUGAGUCCAUACCAGGAAAUGAUUCAGAUGGACAAAGCUAUGCCUUCAAACACAACUGAAGGCCGAGUCUGCCCAGAAGGGAAAAUUCCACCAGAGUCCUCUAACCCUUCCACCCCUAUUAAAGCCCGGGUUGAAAUCAUCAAACCCACAAAAGUAAUCACUCCUAUAGUAGGCAACUCGCCAAUAGUUAAUCCUCGAGCCAAUGUUGAUGCAGUUUUCAAGCCUAUAUCCCCUGAUAUCACCGAAACUGACAUCAGAAAACCCAGUCCAGCUUUACAGAUGGCAGCACCAUCAACAAGUAACCAAUCUAGUCCUCGAUCAAAACCACGGGGUCGAGAAGAAAAAACUAAAAUUAUUAAAACUGCAACGAAAAUGACGGAUGAUGAACGAUUAAUAUUGAAGAAAAUAUUUGGCGAAUCUUUCAAAGUUCCCGACCCUCCAGGCCCUGAGCCAGCUAAACAAAGAACCAACACCAAAGUCAGGAAUAGUUUAAUUGAUCCUGAAAGGAUGAAAACUCAGUUUAAUGCAAGUGAAUUGACUGCAAACGAACAAAAAAACACUAAACACAUUGCUUCAACAACAAGUGAAGCUGUGUCGAAUAAUGUGAUGCCUCAAAUGAGCAAAAGUGCAUCUCAUAUUGCUGCAGUAGCUGCACCAAAUGUCAACAUUGCUUUACUAAAUAUAAACAAUGCUGCAUCAAAUAUGAACAACUCAGUCCCAAACACGAACAAAGCUGCAUCAAACAUUAACAAUGCUGCACAGAACAUGAACAAUUCUACCAUGAGUAUGAACAGUGCUGUACAAAACAUUAACAAUGCUGCUCUGAACAGUACUGCACAAAACUGGAACAAUGCUGCACCAAACAUGAACAAUGCUGCACCAAACAUGAACAAUACUGUAUCACCCAUGGAUAAAAUAUCACCAGCAGGAAAUGGGAGAAACUCUGAUAUCUCAAACUCUAGUCUAAAUGUGAAACCUCAGCUAGAACUGAAUCAUGUUGAUUUUACUGUUCUUAAAAGCACAUCUGAACAACUUAUGGCAUCAAUGAGCCAUGCAUCUAUGUACCAUGCAUCCAUGGGCCAUGCAUCUUCUACAAAUCAUGCAUCUAUGAACCAUGCACCUGAAAGUCAUAAUCGUAUGACCAUUGACCAUGCAUCAUCUAUGAACCAUUCGUCUGUGGACCAAGCAAAUAUUCAGAACAAUCAUUCUCAUACACAAUAUCCAAUUUCUAACAUUGAAACAAGUGUCUUGCCUUCUUCAACAUCAGUGAAUGCAAAUCAACAUAAUGCCAAUCAACUUGCAAAACAACCACACAAUGAUACCAAACAACCAUGUACAAGUUCAGGAAUAGUAAAUGACUCUGAUGGUGACAAACAACUAAAUAGAAAAGAGACUAGUGUAGGAGAGGUUCCUGCGAAACAGACUGUUACAUCUAAUCGGAAGCGGAAGGCAAACGGAGCUAAAAACCAGAAAAAGAGCAAGGAUGAUGAGAAAGCAGAAACACCAGAACCAGUUUUAACAACUCCUGGCUGGUUCGGACAAGGAUAUAAUCCAAAAAAGUAUAAAAAGAAGCGUUAA